GACAGGGUUUCCCCAUGUCACCCAGGCUGGUUUGGAAUUGCUGUACUGAAGCGAUCCUCUCACCCUCUCACCUCGGUGUCACAAACUACUGGGAUUACAGAUGUGAGCCACCAUGCCUUGUUGAUUUAGACAAACUUUCAAAAUUUGCUUAUAAACAAAUGUUUGUUCAAGUCUCUGGAGUUUGGGGGUUUUUUCCCCCAUACUGGUAGGAAAAUGUGAAGAAAGUAAGUAGGGGCAUCAGGUAUUGAGGGUGUCACCCCAGAUACUCUACUCAAAAGCUGAGAAGUACAAUUGGUUUCUCCCAGCGUAGCAGACAGUUUCUAAGGUGGCCCUCAGGAUCCUCAAAUUCUGAUGUUCAUAUUUUUGUGUGAUUCCCUUCCUUGAGUUAGGGCAGAACCCAUGAUUUGCUUUCUAACCAGUCAUAUGGCAAAGGUGAUUGACUGUCAUUCCCAUGAUGACAUUAUGUUAUAUGGCAAAAGUAUGGCUUGUGUGGCUCACGCUUACUUUCCUGCUGGCCUUGAAGAAAUAGCUGCCAUGUUGUGAACUUCCUAUGAAGACAGCCAUGUGACAGGGAGCUGUGGAUAGCCUCCAGGAGCAGAGGCUGGCUUCUGGCUGAUGGACAGCAAAAAAAAGAAAAAUUGAAGCUCAUGGUCCCACAGCCACAAAAAAAAUGAAUUCUGCCUUCAACCUGAGUAAGCGUGGAAGUGAGUUCUUGUCUCUUCAAGCCUACAGAUGAAAAUGAAGCCCAGCUGACACCUUGAUUGAAGCCAGAUGAGAUCCUGAAGCAGAAAACCCAAGUAGGCUGGGUUCUUGGAAGAUGCUUGUUUGCUACUGAUGGGUGUGAGCAAGUUAGAUAUUCUAUACCGGAGACUUCUCCUAACAAAACUUUUUAUCAGAGGAUGGGGAAGGCCAGAAGAUCUCAAAAGACUCUUUGAAUUCAGAAAGAUGAUUGGAAAUCGAGAAAGAUGCCAGAAUCUGGUUUCAAGCGAUUAUCCAGUACACAUUGAUAAGAUUGAAGAGCAAUCAGAUUGUAAGAUCUUAGAUGGACACUUUGUUUCCCCUAUGGCUCACUAUGUGCCUGAUAUCAUGCCAAUUGAAUCUGUUAUUGCAAGGUUCCAAUUUAUUGUGCCUAAAGAAUGGAACAGUAAAUAUAGGCCUGUAUGCAUUCAUCUUGCUGGAACAGGAGAUCAUCAUUACUGGAGGCGACGAACACUAAUGGCCCGUCCUAUGAUUAAAGAAGCCCGAAUGGCUUCUUUAUUGUUAGAAAACCCUUAUUAUGGCUGCAGGAAACCCAAGGACCAAGUAAGGUCCAGCUUAAAAAAUGUGUCUGACCUUUUUGUGAUGGGAGGAGCUCUUGUUUUAGAAUCUGCAGCUCUCUUGCACUGGCUAGAGAGGGAAGGUUACGGCCCUUUAGGAAUGACUGGAAUAUCCAUGGGAGGACACAUGGCUUCCUUAGCGGUAUCCAACUGGCCUAAGCCCAUGCCAUUGAUUCCAUGCCUGUCUUGGUCCACAGCAUCUGGGGUCUUCACUACGGGUGUGUUGAGUAAAUCAAUUAAUUGGCGGGAGCUGGAAAAGCAAUAUUAUACCCAGACAGUAUAUGAAGAAGAAAUUAUUCACAUGCUUGAAUACUGUGGAACAGAUUCUUUCAAAAUGGGACAAGAGUUUGUGAAAUGCUUCACUAGCAGUGCAGACAAGCUAACUAACCUUAAUCUGGUUUCCAGAACUUUAAAUUUAGAUAUAACAAACCAAGUUGUAUCCCAAAAACCUGCUGACUGCCAUAAUUCUAGUAAAACGUCUGUCAGUGCAACAUCAGAAGGACUUUUAUUGCAAGAUACCUCUAAGAUGAAGUGCUUCAAUCAAACACUUUCAACCAACAAAAGUAGUUAUACAAGUUGCAACCCUCAGUCAUACCACCUACUUAGUAAAGAACAAAGAAGAAACAAUCUUCGGAAAGAAUCUUUAAUAUUUAUGAAAGGUGUCAUGGAUGAAUGUACUCAUGUAGCAAAUUUCUCAGUACCAGUUGAUCCAAGCCUCAUUAUAGUGGUUCAAGCCAAAGAAGAUGCCUAUAUUCCACGAACAGGAGUUCGAAGUUUACAAGAAAUUUGGCCUGGUUGUGAGAUCCGAUACUUAGAAGGGGGUCAUAUUAGUGCUUAUCUUUUUAAACAAGGACUCUUCAGAGAACUAGGCAUGAUGUAUAUCAUAGGCAUGCUUUAUCGUGUGGCUUUCCCCUCUUCAAAUAUUAAUGGCCAGGUAUUUUAGGAUGUGAGAAGACGAUCACGGCUUGUUAAAGUUGCUUUGGUGCAUCAAGAGUUUUUUCACUCUAUUCUGAUGUUUUUUCGGAAUGGCCUGAACAUCUGUGGAAUAAUUUAGCAAUGUUUUUCAGUUAGCAAGUGAAUAUUGAACCUUAAAUAAGAAGUGCUUUUAAUGUUAACAACUUUAUAUGACUCCACUAUUUUAGUUAGAACUUAUAAAAACUUUUAUGCUAGCCGGGCGCGGUGGCUCACGCCUGUAAUUCCAGCACUUUGGGAGGCGGAGGUGGGCGGAU
Messenger RNA from Macaca mulatta (Rhesus monkey), 2545 nucleotides. The record is from RefSeq and is a predicted model, not a curated record. Lineage: Eukaryota; Metazoa; Chordata; Mammalia; Primates; Cercopithecidae.